Messenger RNA from Entelurus aequoreus (snake pipefish), 17777 nucleotides. It is a transcript of the gene st6gal2a, whose product is annotated as ST6 beta-galactosamide alpha-2,6-sialyltranferase 2a. The record is from RefSeq and is a predicted model, not a curated record. The coding region runs from base 4072 to 5670 and encodes 532 amino acids. NCBI's taxonomy places the organism in Eukaryota, Metazoa, Chordata, Actinopteri, Syngnathiformes, Syngnathidae. The transcript is spliced from 11 exons. Gene Ontology annotation, molecular function: sialyltransferase activity.
AAAACAAAAACGUGCAUCUAAAUCACCUGUCAGAAGAUCGUCAGCUGGUCCGCACCUAAAGGAGUUGACACCCGACAAAAGUGAGAGAAAUAUGAAGAGAAAGGAAGUCUCAUGGCUGCAGUAGUUGUGACCCAAGAUGCAGGAAACAGGAAGACGACGUCCAGAUGGGAAUUCGCUGAGAGGCACCCCAUCAUGACGACAAGCAGAAAGGGCCGGAAGCGACCUGUCCAUCAAAUAUGUGGUCACCAUGGAAACAACCUAGUUCGGAGCUAUAGCGCAUGGCAGAUGCGGCGAUAUAAUGGAGGACCAGACGGAGCUUCGCCUGCCUGGGGAGGUGUUGUUCUUAAAGAGCCCACACGCUUGUGUCUUUUUCCAGUUUGAAGGCAGUGAAUAAGGACGCUCACACGUUUUAUCCUGCCUAACACAAACACCCAUGCUUUUUGUGCAACCUUCUAAUAGGAAGACGCCAGGGAUGGGGACAAUAUUGGAGUGAGACAGGAAGGAAGGGUGCAAAAUGGUGGGAUGGUUUGUUGGGUUUGAGAGGCUUGAGGAAAAUGGAGUUCUCCUGGGAAGUGGCACUUAAGUCCGCCAUGUGGGGAGAUCACCCGGAAAGAUCCAAUAUUGCAGUGAAACACCUCAAAAAACACAAACACUGAAAACGUGGGUGCCAGAUCUCCACCUAGGGAUGGCCAUAACUGUACAAUUUUUCCAAAAGGAAACAGGAGACAAAGAAAUUACCCAUUCCAGAGUCAAAUUGUUGCCAUCAUAGUAUGAAUUGUGUUAUCAGAAUCAGAAUAGUUUUAUUGCCAUUGUUUGAGAACGGGUUCACAAACUAGGAAUUUUUCUUGGUGCAAACGUGCGACAUAAAACACACAUAACACAUAUUUGGUAUAAAAAGAGCUGUGACUGAGCUAUCAGAUAGACUUAGAAGGAAUUCAAGGAGCUGCUGUUAGGAGUUCUUGUUCAUUUGCCUGAUGGCCGAGGGGAAAAAACUGUUCAGGUGGCGGGAGGUGUGGGUCUGGAUGGAGCGUAGUCUCCUGCCUGAGGGGAGAGGGGAGAAUAGUGUGUGUCCAGGGUGAGAAGAGUCAGCUGUGAUCCGACCCACACGCCUCCUGGUCCUGGAGGAGAACAAGUCCUGGAGGGAUGGGAGCUUGCAGCCAAUCACCUUCUCCGCAGCACGUACGAUGCGUUGCAGUCUAUUCUUAUCCUGGACUGUGGCGCCGGGGAACCACACUGUGAUGGAGGAGGUCAGGAUGGACUCUAUGAUGGCUGAGUAAAACUGCACCAGCAUCAUUAUCACAUGCAUUAGAACAGGGGUGUCAAACGUACGGCCCGUGAACAGGUUUUAUCCGGCCCGCGGGAUGAGUUUGCUAAGUAUAAAAAUGAGCCGAAAUUUCUUAAUGAAAAAAACUGCUGUUCUAAAUGUGUCCACUAGAUGUCGCAAUAGCAAUUCUUUGUAUCUUUGUAGAUUAUGCUACAUAUGCAAAAAUGUUAUGUUAUGUUAUGUUAGUGCACCAGUCGAGGAAAAUUAGCAAACUACAUAAAUAACAUACUGUAAUUUGAUUUUGAUAUCAUUUUUUAUCUUAAUAGAUUGAAAAUUAACACCAAUAGUAAAAAUUUUACUGGCCCGAAUAAAAUGAUUGGUGUUUACGGCGUCACUCACCAUGUCUCAUCAACACGUACGCGCAGAGAGGGCAUGCAUACAAAAGCAGUCCAAGUUGUUGUUAUGAUACAAUAUACAUUCAAUGACUAGCGAUCCAAAUUGCUAUUAUUAGCAGACAACACCCACAGCUAAUGUGCGCGCAUGUGUGACGUACGUACGUAAUUACAUCAUUGCGUACCGGAAGCCAUAAGAGUGCGGGAUAUACUGUGUAAAAUACAUUAGAAAGAUAGCGCCAUAUAAACAUCUGUGUCACGAUUGUAGCUUUCCUGGUGCUGUGUGAAAGACAGGAAGAAAAGCUCAGACUGUGGAUUUUGGUACUGAAGUGUUUCCUUAAUUAUUUCAGUCGUAUUUCUGCAAAGUCGCGACGCUAUUUAUUCUAUGAUUUUUAUGAAUAUUGGGUGCAUUUGUCUGUCCCUGUCUCUGACCGUGAUGACCCCACCCCAUGGAACACCGCAGAGGCCACCACGGGGUUUAUGGCUGUUAAAAUUGAAUUUUUGUAUUGUUAUUUAUUUAGGCAUGGUGCAAUCCUUCCCAUCAGCGCAAUAUGUAUUAUUUAUUACUCAUUUUUAGUUUCGUAGCUGUGUGUAAAAAUGGCGCCGCUGAUGUGACAGCUGGUUGCACUGGUUGCCCCUCCAGUUUUCAUGUCUUUCACCUGCGACCACAUAAUAUCCCCAUUGUGGGCUAAAUAAAAUCCAUUAAACAUCUUUAAAAGCCCUUCACACAUUUGUAAACACUUACAAUGCUCUUAAUACACAUCAAACUCUCUAAAACGUAUGCCAAUUUUAACAUGAAACUUCAAUUUGUAGUCAAAUCGUAAUGUACUAAAUCCGCGAUGCACUGUGUGUGUAGGGCCCUGCAGAUUAACCUGUUCAAUUAAUAAGAUUAAGCUAUUUUCACCAUAACAAUGUAAAAGGUUAAUACGCUCCGCUCCUCUUUCGUUCCCCCCUUUUUAUCUGCUUUCUUUUGUAAUUCAAGUAUUAAUUACAUUUGUGUAUUGUUGCAUUUGUAGCGAUUAUAUUUUUAAUAAUAGAGGUAAAUAUUAUUAUUAUUGAUUAUCCAUUUAAUGUUAUUUCUAUUGGUAAUUGUAUCAUUCCAUUUGUAGUGCCAGGGUUGGCGCUAGGAAUUUUCAAAAUGGGGCCCCAGUGGCUCCUGAAGCCACUUUUCAUCGAAGCUUCGCGGGAGUCCUAAUACCGGAAAUGCAGUAUUUGUGAUCGAUAAAACUUUCGGUGAAUCAAAAUUUAAGAAAUUGUACCGAAAAAGUGUAUUACUUUGAAAUCGACCAAUAAUUAAUAAUUUGACCCGGCAAAUAUAAACAAAACAAAACACUGGCGGAAAGCGAUAAUCUGUAAAAAACCCACAAAAAACCCAAGCAAACCGGGCGGUAAAAAAAAAAAAUGAAGAAAUCCGCGUCCGGGUGGCGAGCGGCCUUCCGAAAAUGUGCGUUCUUUCGGAUUUAAAUACGUAAAAAAACACAAAAAGUGCGUUAAUGCCAACAUUGAGGACAAUAAUGAUUAUGGCCAUGUCUGUCAAAGUCCGGGUGCAUGCCAAUGUGCCCUCAUCUGUGCGCUCUGAUAAGAGCACCUCCAAGAGUGCACUUCCAGGAGUGCGCCAGGCGCGUGUCAAUCCUACUGCAGCCGGCAGCUGCAAUCAAUCACCGGCAAUCAGCACACCUGUGUUUGAUCAGAGGUCUUGCCUUCAAAAGCCUGCACAACCUGCUAUCCCACUCCAGAACGUAGUCACCUGUUCCCGUACAGUAAGCCUACACGUCAAGCUCCAUGCGCACUCUUUGCUCUCUGUGUUUUCUUCCCCGUCGUGUCCAUCGUCUCGUGUCCUUCCUUGUCGUCUUUCCUGCAGCCUGCCUUCGUUCCACGUUACGGGAUGUGCGUCUCGUCUUCCCGCCUUCCCUUUGCUUACCUGGCUGCCUCUUGGAUCUCGACCUCCCGCUUGGACACGGACCUUCGACGCCUCUCUAUCGCCGUGACUACCUGCCUGCUCACGGAUCUCCGAGCUUGUCUUGUUCCCCACCUGGACUUCCCCACCUCUCCCUCAACACUCCUGAUGUGGAUGCAAAAAAAAAGAGGGGGGAUCCAGCAGCAACUAUGUGACAGACAGACAACACGGACCCUCGGCCGCACUGCUGGCAGGUACCGCGGAGGACACAAUGGAGCUGGGCCGCAUGCAGGACACCUCAUAACGGCAGCAAUGACCCACAGGACCGCGGCAGCAUCCUCCGGGCAGCACGCACCCCCACACGUUCUCGGUGCAGAGAAGAACUUUGACGCUGUCCUUGCAUGAGUACUUCUUUCGGAUCUAACCGCAAAUCAGGUCCUGGUAGUAACUGCUCGAGGACACGAAGAAAUAGAAUUUAAGCUCUUCCUCCAGCUGCAGGGCUUUGUUGCUCUGGAGUAAUGAAGUCCAGCAUGAGGCCAUGGCGAAGACUUUUGCUCCUGGGAAUGGUGGCCUGGGUUGUUUUCUUGCUCGCUCUCUUCUCCUACUUUCUGGACGCCCGGGUCAACGAGGCGCUGAUCUCCGGCAGCACGCUGAUCUCCCAGCACCCUGACACCCGCCGUUUGACAUCCAUCCAGCAGAACACCGUCAUGGGUCCCAGGCCUGAAGUAGCCUCCAGCUUGACCCCGAUUUAUCCUGGAGACAGACCAGGACUGGAGGCCCUCAACAGCUCUGUGACCCCAGGGCCCAGUGUGGAGUUAAGGAGGAGCCUUAACCGUGCACCUUAUGUCAACUAUGGUAGCCAGGAGACCAGUCGCCAAGACUACCUGGACCCCCAAACUCUGGCUGCGUGGUCUUCUUUCGGGACUGAAAAUGUGGGCUCUCAUUCCAGUCGUGACAAAACUUCCCGGACUACACAGUAUCAAAACCAAGUGAGGAGAGUUCAGGAUCACGGUGGAGAGGAGGAGGAGGAUGAGGAGGGGGAAGAUGCAGAUGAUGAAAGAGGAAACAGAAUGACGGCUCCCAGGAGGUCCACCGACACUUCCUCCGACCCGGAGGAGUACUACUUGUCCAAGUCGGCGUCAGUGGUGAAGCAGCGCCUGGGGCAGGGGCGCCUGUCCGCCGACAUCCUCAGCCCUCGGUUGCAGCGGGCCAGGAACGAGUACAUGAAGGCCAACAAGCACCACGUGGUCUUCAAGGGGCCCCGCAGGGCCUCGCAGACCACCAAGGAACUACUCUGUCAAAUGAAGACCAUGGCCCCACUCACCACGGUGGACGGGUCCGAGCAGCCCUUCUCCUCGUACGGGUGGGCUCGCCUCGUGCCCUCCUUACCCCUGGAGCAGCUGUACAGGACUCAGGGGGGGAACAGCUUCCAGACCUGCGCUGUGGUCUCCUCGGCCGGCGCCAUCCUGCGGUCGGGACUGGGAAAAGAGAUCGAUGCUCAUGAUGCCGUGUUGCGGUUCAACGCGGCGCCCACCGAAGGCUACGAGAAAGAUGUGGGGAACAAAACCACCAUCAGGAUCAUGAACUCACAGAUUCUGGCUGAUCCGAGGUUUCGUUUCCACACAAGUUCUCUUUACAAGAAUGUCACCCUGGUGGCCUGGGACCCUGCACCUUAUAAUCUCAACCUACACAAGUGGUACGCCAGUCCCGACUACAACCUGUUCGGCCCGUAUGAGGAGCAUCGCAAGCACUACCCUGGCCAGCCCUUCUACAUCCUGCAUCCAAGCUACGUUUGGCGUCUCUGGGACGUGGUUCAGGGCAACACUCAGGAGAACAUUCAGCCCAACCCUCCCUCGUCUGGCUUCAUAGGCAUCCUCCUGAUGAUGGCGCUGUGCGAGCAGGUCCACGUGUACGAGUACAUCCCCUCCAUGAGGCAGACGGACCUGUGCCAUUACCACGAGCUCUACUACGACGUGGCGUGCACGCUGGGGGCCUACCACCCGCUCCUGUACGAGAAGAGCCUGGUGCGGCGCGUCAACACCGGCACCGCGGGGGACCUCCGCAGGAAGGGGCGGGUCACCCUGCCGGGGUUCCGCACCGUGGACUGUGACAUCUGAAGUUGCACCAGAGCCGACUGUCUUGAGCCCACUUUACGUAACUAUGGCCUGUUCUUAGGGCGGGGGGAGGCACUGAGGGCGCGGUGCAAUAAAGCCUGUGGAGGCGGAUGAGACUGACAAAAACCCCUGAGCCCCUUCAAGGUGGGAGAGGAUCAACAUGCGGGGCUUGUUUUCAUUAAGAUGGCUUUGACAAAGACAUAUCUCUCUGCUGUAGCUGAGCCAUGUUAGCUGUUGAGCUGACAAGAUUUUUUUUACGGAAUUUUCCACAGUGUAAAUUCUGUGCUUUUUCCACUCUCUUACGGCAGCGGUCUUACCGUUUUUCUACUCGGACGAUGCCGACAGGGUCUUAAACUGUUCCGCGCCUCCCAUUGCGUUGCACCAGCUCUUUAUUAUUCGCAUGGCGUGCGUGGAAAGUGAGAGCCGUUUCAACCCCCCCCCCCUGCUGAUACUUCUUAGCUUAGCGCUACAUUGGCCUAAUUAGGGCGCUUGUCACGCCGUGUUUGGACUGUGCAAGUUCUCAUGCUGUCAAACGAGGGACCAAAGUCGACAUCUGGAGCCCACAGGUGGGGUGGAGUUGCUUAGUUUAGGCUAGUGUUGGCAAGUUCUCGAUCUUCCGGCCUUAUCGUGAAAAACUCAUUGCUGUUAUUCAACUACUGCAGUAUGUGUCUUUAAAUAAUACUGUUCUGUCCACUUAGCUAUCAACAAAAAGCAACUUCUUGGGGUAGAAUUUGUGUACAUUUACGUGAGAUAUUAUGUUUAGCUGGUAACUAAGACUAUGUUCACGCUGGCCCGUCAGGAUUUUUUGUUGAAUCCGAUCUUUUUAUGUAGUUGUUCUGAUAGGUAAAAAUCUUUUGUCGACUUACCUACCAACAAAAAGCAACAUUUUGGGGUAGAAUUUGUGUACAUUUAUGUGACAUAUUACAUUCAGCUGGUAACAGAAUACGUUCAUGCUGGCCUGUUUGGAUUUUUUGUUAAAUCCGAUCUUUUUAUGUCGUUAUUCUGCGAAAUAAAACAGUUCUGUCCACUUAGCUAUCAACAAAAAGCAACAUCUUAGGGUAGAAUUUGUGUACAUUUACGUGAGAUAUUAUGUUCAGCUGGUAACUAAGACUACGUUCACGCUGGCCCGUCAGGAUUUUUUGUUGAAUCCGAUCUUUUUAUGUCGUUAUUCUGCGAAAUAAAACAGUUCUGUCCACUUAGCUAUCAACAAAAAGCAACAUCUUAGGGUAGAAUUUGUGUACAUUUACGUGAGAUAUUAUGUUCAGCUGGUAACUAAGACUACGUUCACGCUGGCCCGUCAGGAUUUUUUGUUAAAUCAGAUCUUUUUAUGUAGUUGUUCUGAUAGGUAAAAAUCUUUUGUCGACUUACAAAAAGCAACAUUUUGGGGUAGAAUUUGUGUACAUUUAUGUGACAUAUUACAUUCAGCUGGUAAGAGAAUACGUUCAUGCUGGCCUGUUUGGAUUUUUUGUUAAAUCCGAUCUUUUUAUGUCGUUAUUCUGCGAAAUAAAACAGUUCUGUCCACUUAGCUAUCAACAAAAAGCAACAUCUUAGGGUAGAAUUUGUGUACAUUUACGUGAGAUAUUAUGUUCAGCUGGUAACUAAGACUACGUUCACGCUGGCCCGUCAGGAUUUUUUGUUGAAUCCGAUCUUUUUAUGUCGUUAUUCUGCGAAAUAAAACAGUUCUGUCCACUUAGCUAUCAACAAAAAGCAACAUCUUAGGGUAGGAUUUGUGUACAUUUACGUGAGACAUUAUGUUCAGCUGGUAACUAAGACUACGUUCACGCUGGCCCGUCAGGAUUUUUUGUUGAAUCCGAUCUUUUUAUGUAGUUGUUCUGAUAGGUAAAACUGUUUUGUCGACUUACCUAUCAACAAAAAACAACAUUUUGGGGUAAAAUUUGUGUAGAUUUAUAUGAGAUAUUACGUUCAGCUGGUAACUAAGGCUACGUUCACGCUGCCCCGUCAGGAUUUGUUGUUAAAUCCGAUCUUUUUAUGUAGUUAUUCUGCGAAAUAAAACAGUUCUGUCCACUUAGCUAUCAACAAAAAGCAACAUCUUGGGGUAGAAUUUGUGUACAUUUACGUGAGAUAUGUUUAGCUGGUAACUAAGGCUACGUCUAGCUGCCCUGUCAGGAUUUUUUGUUAAAUCAGAUCUUUUUAUGUACUUGUUCUGAGAGGUAAAACUGUUCUGUCGACUUACCUAUCUACAAAAAGCAACAUCUUGGGGUAAAAUUUGUGUACAUUUACAUGAGAUAUUACGUACAGCUGGUAACUAAGGCUACGUUCAUGCUGCCCCGUUUGGAUUUUUUGUUAAAUACGAUCUUUUUAUGUAGUUAUUCUGUGAAAUAAAACAGUUCUGUCCACUUACCUAUCAACAAAAAGCAACAUCUCGGUGUAGAAUUUGUGUACAUUUACAUGAGAUAUGUUUAGCUGGUAACUAAGGCUACGUUCACGCUGCCCCGUCAGGAUUUUUUGUUAAAUCCGAUCUUUUUAUGUAGUUCUGCAAAAUGAAACUGUUCUGUUCAUUCCACUCACCUAUCAACAAAAAUUAAAGUCUUGAGGUAGAAUUUGUGUACAUUUACGUGAGAUAUUACGGUUAGCCGGUAACUAAGGCUCCGUUCACACUGACCAAUUUGGAUUUGUUGUUAAAUCCGAUCUUUUUAUAUCGUUCUGCUAAAUAAAACUGUUUUGUCCACUUACCUAUCAACAAAAAGCAACGUCUUGAAGGACAAUUUUUGUACACUUACGUGAGAUAUUAUGGUUAGCUGGUAAGCGUUCACACUGACCGAUUUUGAUUUUUUGUUAAAUCCGAUCUUUUUAUAUCGUUCUGCUAAAUUAAACUGUUUUGUCUACUUACCUAUCAACAAAAAUCAACGUCUUGAAGGACAAUUUUUGGACAUUUACGUGAGAUAUUAUAGUUAGCCGGUAACUAAGGCUCCGUUCACACUGACCAAUUUGGAUUUUUUGUUAAAUCCUAUCUUUUUAUAUUGUUCUGCUAAAUAAAACUGUUUUGUCCGCUUACUUAUCAACAAAAAGCAAUGUCUUAGGGUAGAGUUUGUGUACAUUUACGUGAGAUAUUACGUUCAGCUGGCAACUAAGGCUCUGUUCACACUGACCCGAUUUGGAUUUUUUUUGUUGAAUCCGAUCUUUUUAUGUAGUUCUGCAAAAUAAAACUGUUCUGUCCACUUACCUAUCAACAAAAAGCAAAGUCUUGAGGUAGAAUUUGUCUACUUUUAUGUGAGAUAUUACGAUUAGCCGGUAUAAGGCUAUGUUAACACUGCCCCAUUUGGAUUUUUUGUUAAAUCCGAUCUUUUUAUGUAGAUAACAAAAACCAUGCGACCUUAAUGCAUGGAUAAUGCGAACGUAAUGCGUAUGUGAACUGAAACCAAAGCAUAACGUCACACAUGGAGCACUGUGUUUACGCAAGUUUACAGAAUUCUUGCUAUGGUAGUUUGUGGGACACUUAAUGCUACGUCUGUACCUCGGAGCAUGUGGGUGAAGAGACAAUAUAUUUUAUAUUCCGACCCCGAAGGGAAUAAGCGGUAGAAAAUGGAUGGAUAUUCCACUUGGGACAUACAAAUAGUAUCUUUGAGUUACAAAGGAAUAUUAUCGUCACACUGAAAAAAUAAAAAUAGUCGUUGGCUGAUAAGAGAAUGUUUUUCGAAAAGAAAAAAGUAAUAUUUAAUUGAUUAGUAGCUUCCAUAACAUAUUUUUUUCGGGCCUGUUUGUUUUCGCCAAGAAUUGUGACGUUUGUCACCUUUUGGAUGAACGCGACCUAAAAGUUCGGACUGCAGUCUCAGAUACAUAUACGAAAGAGGCCUUGGUCGGGUUUGAAACGAUCGGAAUUGUACUGUUUACAUUGACAUGGAAAAAUCGGAUUUGACCGGCAGUGUGAACAUAGCUUAAGUUAUUUCUGAACGGAAUUGCAACGAGUAGGAACCUUUCCUUGUCUGCGGUCAGUUCUGCAAACGGACACAAUAAACGUUCUUGCUAUUUGUCUUGAGGUCGUGAUCGAUGUUUGUUUCUUGGCCAAUCAAAUUUUGCGAAUACGUUAGUGAAAUUCUGCGAUUUUGUGAAAUUACUGCUGCGUUAUUCAUACGAACAUUGUGGCCGAUUAUUGUCGGAUAUCUGGUGUGAAAUGUGGCUAACGUUGUAGGUAUUCUGCGCUGAAGUCGGAUAUAGAUGGUAAAUAAUCAUGGGUGUUAUGGGUAAUGUACUGUAGGUAAGUAGGGUUAAGCUUGGUGGGUGGUAGGAAGGAAGGUAGGCAGAUCGUUAGGUAAGUAGUGAACCAUUUCGUACAAACUGUGGCUGGACUGCAGCACCCAUCUCUCCCACCACUCGUAACGGAAUGUAACUUUUUACCGACUGCGUGUUUUAGCGCCAAAGUACGUUGCAGUCGCAGUUGGCGGCCAGGGUUUUACUCCUUUGUUACGGAGCGGCUGCUUUAUUUAUCCUCCCAAUAUUUGUCCUAGAGCCGCCAUCAUCUCGCUGGAAUGUGGAGCAGCAAUACCCUCGGAUUUGCUCCGUCUCUUCCCCUGAGGAGAUUUGAUUGAUUUCUUUUUUCACGCCGCUCUCCCAACGGGGGGAGUUUUUAACAGUAAUGAAAUGUUCCUGAGCCAGUGGCGGUGGUUUGGUUUCGAGUAACACAUGAAGGAAGUGUUCGGAAAUAGUAGUAGUGCAAGUAUCAAUGACAGUAUAUUACAUGUGAUGUGUCCUCAAAAAGUGGUCCAAAAGGUGGCUGCACAAAACUUAAUAUACACUAUAUUGCCAAAAGCAUUAGGCCACACAUCCAAAUGAUGAGAAUCAGGUGUCCUAAUCACUUGGCCCGGCCACAGGUGUAUACAAUCAAGCACUUAGGCAUUUGUGAGAGAACGGGCCGCUCUCAGGAGCUCAGUGAUUUCCAGCGUGGAACUGUCAUAGGAUGCCACCUGUGCAACAAAUCCAGUCGUGAAAUCUCCUCGCUCCUAAAUAUUCUGGGUUUGGAGGUUGCCAGGAGAAUGCUACGUUUCUGAGUGUGAAAUUUGGUGGAGGAGGAAUUAUGGCGUGGGGUUGUUUCUCAGGAGUUGGGCUUGGCCCCUUAGUUCCGGUGAAAGGAACUGUGAAUGCUCCAGGGCAGUGUUUUUCAACCUUUUUUGAGCCAAGGCACAUUUUUUGCGUUGAAAAAUUGCCGAGGCACACCACCAGGAGAAAUCAUUCAAAAACGAAACUCAGCUGACAGUAAAAAGUCGUUGUCGCAAGUGUUGGAUAUGAAUUCAAAGCAUAACCAAGCAUGCAUCAAAAUAGCUCUUGUCUCAAAGUAGGUGUACUGUCACCACCUGUCACAUCACACCCUGACUUAUUUGGAGUUUUUUGCUGUUUUCCUGUGUGUAGUGUUUUAGUUCUUGUCUUGCACUCCUAUUUUGGUGGCUUUUUCUCUUUUUUUGGUAUUUUCCUUCUAGCAGUUUCAUGUCUUCCUUUGAGCGAUAUUUCCCGCAUCUACUUUGUUUUAGCAGUCAAGAAUAUUUCAGUAUGUUUUUAUCCUUCUCUGUGGGGACAUUGUUGAUUGUCAUGUCAUGUUCGGAUGUACUUUGUGGACGCCGUCUUUGCUCCACAGUAAGUCUUUGCUGUCGUCCAGCAUUCUGUUUUUGUUUACUUUGUAGCCAGUUCAGUUUUAGUUUCGUUCUGCAUAGCCUUCCCUAAGCUUCAAUGCCUUUUCUUAGGGGCACUCACCUUUUGUUUAUUUUUGGUUUAAGCAUUAGACACCUUUUUACCUGCACACUGCCUCCCGCUGUUUCCGACAUCUACAAAGCAAUUAGCUACCGGCUGCCACCUACUGAUAUGAAAGAGUAUUACAUGGUUACUCUGCCGAGCUCUAGACAGCACCGACACUCAACAACAACACAUCAUUUGCAGAUUAUAAUUACUGCUUUGCAAAAAAUAUUUUUAACCCAAAUAGGUGAAAUGAGAUCAUCUCCCACGGCACACCAGACUGUAUCUCACGGCACACUAGUGUGCCGCGGCACAGUGGUUGAAAAACACUGCUCCAGGGUACCAAAAACAUUUUGGACAAUUCCAUGCUCCCAACCUUGUGGGAUCCUCUUCCAACGUGACUGUGCGCCAGUGCACGAAGCAAGGUCCAUAAAGACAUGGAUGACAGAGUCUGGUGUGGAUGAACUUGACUGGCCUGCACAGAGUCCUGGCCUGAAGCCGAUAGAACGCCUUUGGGAUGAAUUAGAACGGAGACUGAGAGCCAGGCCUUCUCGACCAACAUCAGUGUGUGACCGCACCACUUUUGGAAGAAUGGUGGAAAUUCCUAUAAACACACUCCGCAACCUUGUGGACAGCCUUCCCGGAAGAGUUGAAGCUGUAAUAGCUGCAAAAGGUGGACCGACAUCAUAUUGAACCCUACGGGUUAGGAAUGGGAUGGCACUUCAAGUUCAUAUGUGAGUCAAGGCAGGUGGCCAAAUACUUUUGGCAAUAUAGUGUAUAUUACUGUAUUUCAAUUCAACAUUAUUUAUUUAUUCCAAUUCCAAAAAUAGCCACUAUAUGAAAAAAACAAAACAGUUUGUGCUCGUGAAAAUAUUGACCUCACGGCUGGUUUUUGUACUGUUUUUUUCAGAAAGUACUGAUACAAUUCUGUGCUCUGGUUGUUUGUAUUGCAAUAAUAUAUUGACAAGUUUAAAGGGAGGGGACGUGUCUUUGAGCAGCUCUAUGGAUACUUGGAACAAUCAUAACACAAACAAAAUGAUGAACCUAAAGGUGGAUUUAGGUUGUUUUGGCUUAGGAUGGGUAUAAUUCAUUUGACCCAAUUGACUUAAUUAAUUGAGGCUGUUGAUUAAACCUCAAAUAGCAUGCUGUCUAAAGAAGUUUGGCUACAUCCAUUGUUAAUUAAUUCAUGCUAUUAAUUAGUAACAAUUGCUUGAUUGAUUAAGCUAUAAAAUGCCCAUCCAAGUUUUUGGCCUAAUUCCACUGGGGACAUAAAGAGUAUCUUUGAGUUACAAAGGAAUAUUAUGGUCACACUGAAUUUUUUUUUUUUACCGUCGUUGGCUGAUAAAAGAAUAUUUUUGUGAUUUUAACGUGAAAAAAGUAAUAUAUAAUUGAUUAGUGGCAUUUUUCCUUGAAGAAAAACGCAACGUUUUUUGUAUAGACCGUGUUUUCCUACGCUUUGAACUCUGUGGCUUAUAAAACAGCGCGGCCAAUUUAUGGAUUUUUCUUUGCUAACGGCCACAAUUUUUCGUAUUCAACAAAUAGUUUUCAUAUCACGCCGAGAAAGACUGAAAAGGUGUGUUAUUGUUUGUGCUAUGGCGCCAUCUUUUGGACGAGUUUGCUCGCUAAAGGUGCCGGGGGUCGACAGUGUACUUCCUGUAUUCUUCCGUAAGCGUUUCUGCUCGAAAGGAUUCCUCAUUCAUCACUCCCAGCAGCCUUCGUAAGUUUUACAAUAUAACUAAAACAAUUCAUACUUACUAAACCGUCCCAUUUGUGAUGGCUGUAGGAGUGUUUUCAUGCAUAUUUGUACAUGCUUAUCGUAAUGUUAUUUAAGCAAGCGUCGUUAGCGUCAGUUAUAUUAACUUAAAAUGGCAUUCUUUUUGUAUUGUUUCAGUUUUGUAAAUUAUCCAAAACAUCACUGUGGCGUUAUCGAAUCUGUUUAGCCUAGGGGUGUCCAACGUACGGCACGAGGGCCGGAUCAGGCCCGCGAACAGAUUUUAUCCGGCCCGCGGGAUGAGUUUGCUUGGUAUAAAAAUUAACUUGAAAUUUUUGGAUGAAAGAAACAGCUGUUCUAAAUGUGUCAACUGGAGGCCGCAAUAACAAUUAUUUGUAUCGUUGUAGAUGAUGCUACAUAUGUACAAAAUAAACCACGUGAUGUUAGUACAUCGGUCGAGGAAAAUGAUCAAACUACAUAAAUAACAUCCUGUAAUUUGAUUUUGAUAUAAUUGUUUUUAUCUUGAUAGAUUGAAAUUUAACACCAAUGAGUUGACUGAUGAACAUUAUUACAUAAUUUAUGCAGAAAAUAUAAAUAACGACAAAUACAUUAUUAACCGCAACAUGUAAGUGUAAAAAAAAACAACAUUAUGAUUUCUACAUUUUCAGAAUGUGCUUGUUCUAUUUUUAAACAAAGAAAACAAUCUGAAGUUGUCUUUAUUUUUAAGUUAUCGUACCGUGAUUUUGCCAGUCCGGCCCACUUGGGAGUAGAAUUUCCUCAAUGUGGGCCCUGAUCUAAAAUGAGGUUUAACCCAUUGGAGAGCUCGGUUCCGCAUCUAGUCGGUCUAUGACGAUUACUUCUGUUUUGUUUGAUCAGCCGUUUUACUGCCAUGCGACAGGCAUCGUUUGGAAACAAUUAAGGUAUGUGAAUAUACAUUUACAAACUAUUUUGUACCAGUGUAUAUAUAUAUAUAUAUAUAUAUAUGCCAUUUAUAGUCUGGUGUGACUAAUUUAUGUAAAAUAUUUAUUUCUUCUAAAAUGUAGUGGGUGCAGCUCAAAUACUACAGUUUUGUCAUUUUAGUCCAGGAAAAAUGACACUAUUUCUCGGGACAAAAAAUACCUCCAAAAAAUAUUUGAUGACUUUAUCUUGAAGAAAAUAUGACUAUCGGAAAAAAAUAAUAAUUUAAACAAAAGGGCAACCUUAUUCUCAUAAGUCUUACUCAAAAAAGUUUGACUUAAUUCCUGAAGAAAUAAAUGUUUAUUAUAAGAUUGCCAGUUGACAAAAAUGUACCCCUAAAAAAAUAUUACAAUAUUUUUGCAAGAUUUGGAUUUUGUCUCUCUCGAAAAUCCCCCAAAAUAUGACUAUUACGAAUGGAUUGUUCUUUUCCUUUUCAGUGUGGGCAUAAUAUUCCUUCAUGUUGUGAGAUUGAUUUCAACAAACAAAAGAAAGUGUUUUUUUUGUACAUAACUUUUUGACUCUUGGCUCAGAAUGUUUGGAUGUUUUUUUGGGGGUUUUUUUCAUCACAACUGGAGGGAUUUUACAAGCUGGAGGGAAAUUCAGCGUUUAGUUUUUAAGACUGAAAUUUAGCCGAUUUUUAACUCUGCUAUAAGAUUUUGUGACUGUGAGAAAAAUAAAAGAAACAUUUGAGAACGUUUGAGUUUACUGUAAAUAAAUACCUUGUUCAAUGACAACCAGGAUCAGGCCUGAAGGGGUCUUGGGGUGCGUUCACACUUGCCGUGUUUGGUUCGGUUCAAAGGAACUCUGGUGCGUUUGCUGUGUUUGGUCAAGUGCCAAUGUGAUCAUCUGCACCAAAUAAGCGGACCCAGACCGCUUGAGAGAUGGGUCUUGGUCCGCUUGCAAAGGAAAUCUGCUGCAGUUCUGUGAAUGUGAACGCUACUCGGACCAGUGUUGAAAUGACAACAAAAAGUAUGCAGAAGUGACAAUAUGAGAUUAAAAAGUGUAUUUUAGAAGAUUUUGGUGAAAUCUAAUAUGGCAAGUUAAAGCAGGUUUUAAAAAUAACCCGAGUAUGAAACCCAGAAGAGGGCAUUAUGGUUUAGAACAGGGGUGUCGAACGUACAGCCCGGGGGUCGUAUCAGGCCCACGAACAGGUUCAAUCCGGCCCACGGCCCGCAAAUUAGGUUGAAGUGUAACAUGAGCUGCAAUUUUUUUAAUGAAAGAAACUGCUGUUCUAAAUGUGUCCACUGGAUGUCGCAAUAGCAAUUCAAGUGUAACCCACGUCACACAUGAAACUGUUUAAAGAUGACGUGUCAGCUGACCGCUACUCCAAUCAGCAUCAAUUGUGGCUGGCAACAGACUAAUGCUGUAGCAACACACAAUAACUUCUUUUUUAUUGUAAAUUACCCACUCAACAGAUACAAAUAACGAAACAGUAAAAUGCAAAGUCAACAUGACCAUCAUCUUUGUAGUAAGAGUUCUGGGCAGCGCUUGCAGUUUGUUGACGGCACGAUGUGCACCCUGAGCUCCAUUGUAAAAAUGUGUUAAAGUACCAAUGAUUGUCACACACACACACACUAGGUGUGGUGAAAUGUGUCCUCUGCAUUUGACCCAUCCCCUUGUUCACCCCCUGGGAGGUGAGGGGAGCAGUGAGCAGCAGCGGUGGCCACGCCCAGGAAUCAUUUUGGUGAUUUAACCCCCAAUUCCAACCCUUGAUGCUGAGUGCCAAGCAGGGAGGCAAUGGGUCCCAUUUUUAUAGUCUUUGGUAUGACUCGGCCGGGGUUUGAACUCACGACCUACCGAUCUCAGGGCGGACACUCUAACCACUAGGCCAGUGAGCGUUUCUACAUUUGUUGUUUGUUCUACUUUAUUUUAUGAUGGAAUCUACCAUGUUCAAUUUGUUUUAAGUUUGUAGUUAUGUUACCUUUAAUUCGGCUACCAUGGUGUCAUUUUGAUCAUUGUUUUGAUUAUAUUAUAAUAGUAAUAUUUGAGUGAUGGUAAAUGAAUGUGUUGUGGCAGUUGCGGAUGUCACCAACGUGGCGGUGUGAGGAAACACUCGGUUGCUUUUCCAAACACGUCUUUAAUGAACUGCCAACGUGAUCACACCGAACAGGAAGUGCUUAAAGUUGAAUGGCUUUGUAUAAACACUGAGACAUAGUCGAAGUUCAUGGUGUUUUGGAAACGGCACCAAUUUUUUCCUCAAGAGUUUUUCACUAACUUGAAGUUUUUUGCCAAGAGGAUUAUUUGUCAUGUGUACAUUUUCAGAAUAUGCUUGUUCUAUUUUUGAAGUUGUCUUAAUUUUAAGUUAUCAUGCCAUGAUUUUAACAGUCCAGCCCGCGUGGGAAUAGAUUUUCCUCCAUGUGGCCCCCGAUCUAAAAUGAGUUUGACACCCCUGCCCUACGUCAAACAACCCCAUGGCAUUUGUUUGAGCAAUGUCACGAAACUUUUCAAAAGCAUAUUUUAGAAGCUUUGGGCGAUAUAUAUAUUUUAUAUUUAUACUGCAACUUUGGUUUGGAAUUUUUAAAAUACAUCACAUAAGUCGCAAAAGGGCUAUAAAUGUAUGUUUUAGAAGUUUUUGAUUAAAUCUAAGGGGGUAAAUAUAGCAGAAUAUUAAAAAAAAAUAGCUGUGGCUUUAACUCAUCGCUGAAAGCAUUUUGGUUUGGAAUAUUUGAGUUAGGUCACAGAAUCUGUCCAAUUUAGUCUUAACUUUAUGAAAAAUAUUCUCAACUGCUCUCCAAUUACAAAAAUAUCAGAGUCAAGGCUAAUCCAACUGCAACCAAAUAUUUACAGUCAUGGUCAAAAGUUUACUUGUAAAGAACAUAAUGUCAUGGCUGUCUUGAGAUUCCAAUCAUUUCUACAACUCUUAUUUUUUUUGCGAUAGCACAUACUUGUUUGUCACAAAAAACAUUCAUGAAGUGAAGCUCAAUUUUUGUUUCAUCUGACAUCACAUGGACAAAGAUGAGACCUUCAGGAGGAAAGUUCUGUGGUCAGACGAAACAAAAACUGAGCAAUACCCAGCAAUAUGUUUGGAGGAGCAAAGGUGAGGCCUUUAAUCCCAGGAACACCAAGCCUACCGUCAAGUGUGGUGGCGGUAGUAUUAUGCUCUGGGCCUGUUUUGCUGCCAAUGGGACAAUGAAAAAAGAGGAUUACCUCCAAAUUCUUCAGGACAACCUAAAGUCAUCAGCCCGGAGGUUGGGUCUUUAGUGCAGUUGGGUGUUACAACAGGACAAUGACCCCAAACACACGUCAAAAGUGGUAAAAGAAUGGGUAAAUCAGGCUAGAAUGAAGGUUUUAGAAUGGACUUAAACGUGUGGACAAUGCUGAAGAAACAAGUCCAUGUCAGAAAACCAACAAUUUAAGCUGAACUGCACCAAGUGUGAAUGCAGCCUGCUGUAAGUGUGAGGUCACCUUCAUGUCUGUACUACUGCAAGAUGAUGCUUGUGUUGUCUCCAUCCUGCUGUAGGUGCUGGCAGAUGUAGUCCAGCUGCAGGCGGCUCUUAGUAACUUCCUCAAAGGACAAUCUAACCUCAUGUGGUUGUGCCAAUGUCCACUUUUCUAAUCCUAUCUCGGUGAGUUAAAUAUGAAGAAAAGUGACUCUUUUCACCACUUUUGUUGUUGUUGUAAUAACAUGCAAUCAUUGGUGACUUUCAAAGGCUGACAAAGAAGUGCAGCACCUUCACCUUCUUACACUUUGAUGAAUAUUUCUAUUUGUAAAGUCCUUUUCGGUUGUUUUUUUAACCGUGCAAAUAAAUGUUGUACACGU